AUGUACAUUUUCUACCUUGUGAUAAUAACGAUUUUAGUUUUAGCAUGUUGGUCGUUUUGGGGCUUCGUAAACGACAUGCAAGUGGCUUCUUUUACAGCUUUGGGCUUCAGGGGCACUGCGGAUUUUGCCAUUGCUUCUUUCGAUGUCAGUGAGGUUAUUUUCAGUGCGAUUUUUUUCGUGGUUUCCACACCUUUCAAAUUUAAACAUUUUAUUCGGAUCAUCGAGAAUAUUGAUCAAAUUGACUCUCUCGUUUCUUCAAUUUUUGUUAAAGAAAUUCGAAAAAGGACAAAUAUAUUUGUUAAGGUUUUGGCAAUUUUCUUGCCUACUUUAUACAUCCUUGACCUGUUUAUGUGGGGGAAUAAUAGCUGGGAAGGGUUAAAUAAUUAUUUUGCCUUCUAUAUAAUGUACAGCAUUGUUUUGGUUCACGAAUUACAGUAUUGGCAAAUAAUGACGAUGAUGUAUGUUCGAAUUAUGGGUCUCAAUAAAACAUUGAAAGAUUCUUUCAAAAAUAAAACAGGACUCUGUGAACAAGACAUAUUUGUAAUUAUUCAAACUUACAAUUAUAUACAUGAUUCAGUAGAAGAAAUCAAUGAAUGUUUUAGUUUCAGUACUACUAUAAUUAUUUUCAGCUGUUAUAUUCAUUUAGUAAUAAGUCCUUACCAACUUUUUGUCGUAAUGUCAAGCAUUGAAACUUCUAUUUUUCAUUAUGUGUAUUUAUUGUGGAUUUGUUUACAAAUUUGGAGAGUUUUAACAAUUGUUGAAGUUUGCCACAAGUGUGAGACUCAGAAUCAGAAAACUAGAAAUUUGGUUUACCAAUUAUUGCUUUGCAAAUUAGACAAACGAAUCAAAAAAAUGGUUAGAACACUUUUCUUUAUAGUGACAAAAAGAAAACUUUUGCUUUCUGCAUAUGCUUUACCUAAAAUUAACAGAAGACUUGUAAUAUCUAUUCUUAGUUCUAUCAGUACUUAUUGGAUGAUUUUGAUGCAAUCCAGCGCUAGGACGAUACGAAUGAUUUAAUUACGGUCUUUUUUUACAUUUUGCUACUUGACACAAUAUUUAAU
Tribolium madens (black flour beetle) is the source of this 1061-nucleotide messenger RNA. RefSeq lists its product as uncharacterized. Bases 1 to 1017 code for a protein of 338 amino acids. Gene Ontology annotation, cellular component: axon; membrane; neuronal cell body. The transcript has 6 exons. Gene Ontology annotation, biological process: sensory perception of taste. NCBI's taxonomy places the organism in Eukaryota, Metazoa, Arthropoda, Insecta, Coleoptera, Tenebrionidae. The record is from RefSeq and is a predicted model, not a curated record.